AUGGUUCAACAUUUUGUUCAAUUUGAUGGGUUGCAAGAUGAAGACUCCAAUGCUCACAUCGCUAAUUUUCUGGAGAUCUGUGAUACAUUCAAGAUAAAUGGAGCUACUGAUUAUGCAAUCCGCUUGAAGCUAUUUCCAUUCUCUCUCAGGAGCAGAGCAAAACAGUGGUUGAACUCUCUCCCGCGAGGAUCUAUCACUUCAUGGGAGGCCAUGGCAGAAAAGUUCUUAGCAAAAUAUUUCCUUCCCGCAAAAACUGCCAAGAUGCGGAAUGAUAUCUCUUCCUUCUACCAACUGGAGUCAGAGACUUUAUAUGAUACGUGGGAAAGGUUGAACCCAACCACAAGACAAAUGAUAGAUGCUGCAGCUAGGGGCACUUUGAAUAGCAAAACACCAAGGGCUGCACAAGAACUGUUUGAAGAAAUGGCAAUGAACAACUAUCAAUGGAGCUCCACUCGAUCUAAACCUGCAAAAUCUGCUGGGAUCUAUAGUCUUGAUGCAGUAACGUCCUUGGCAAAAUGUGAUAUUUGUGGAGGAGGCCACCCUAAUCAUGAGUGUCAAGCUACUGAAGAAGAGCAUGCCAAUGUGAUAGGAAAUAGACCACCUUACCAAAAUUAUAAUGGCAUAAAUAAUCCGGGCUGGAGGAAUUAUGCAAAUCCACCAUGGAACAACAACCAACAGCCAAUGCAGAACAACACACUCGUCAAGGCAGUAACAUUAAGGAGUGACAAAACAUUACAAGAGAAGGGGAAACAAGAAGUAGAGAAAGCUGCAGUUGAAGAGGAAGAUAAAGGUCAAGAGGAGACUGUGGAAGAACCUCCUGCUGUGAAAGAAUUCACACCUUCACUCCCCUACCCAGCAAGAUUGAAAAAGGACAAGGAUGAUGAACAAUUUGGUAAAUUUCUAUCCUUAUUUCGUCAGCUUCAUAUCAAUUUACCAUUUGUUGAUGCUUUAGCACAGAUGCCCAAAUACGCAAAAUUUCUGAAGAAUCUACUGUCCAACAAGAAGAAGCUGGAGGAGUUGGCCACGGUAACUCUAAUUGAAGAAUGUUCAGCAAUCUUGCAAAACAAGAUACCUGAAAAAUUGAAGAAUCUAGGGAGUUUUACUCUUCCUUGUCUCAUUGGUAGAUUGAUAGUUGAUAGGGCUUUAGCUGAUCUAGGUGCUAGCAUCAAUUUGAUGUCAUAUUCUGUUUUUAAGAAAUUAGGUUUGGGAGAACCUAGGCCAACUAGGAUGAGUAUUCAAUUAGCUGAUAGGUCAGUUAAAUAUCCUAGGAGUAUCAUUGAAGACGUGCUUGUAAAAAUAGACAAAUUUAUUUUUCCUGUUGAUUUUGUGAUUCUUGAUAUGGAUGAGGAUACUGAAGUCCCCUUGAUCUUAGGUCGUCCCUUUUUAGCUACUGCGAAAGCCAUAAUUGAUGUGAGUGAUAGAAAGUUAAUUUUGAGAGUAAGGGAUGAAAAAGUCACUUUCAAAAUUUCUGAAGUAAUGAAAAAGUCCUUAAAACAUGAUGAUUCUUGUUUCUUCCUUAAUGUAAUUGAUGACUUUAUUUCUAAUUGUGCACAAGAAUUCUUGAUGUUGGACCCAUUGGAAAAGAGCUUAGUUCAUGAAGAAGGAAAAGAUGACAUGAGCAUGCUAACUCGAGAGUAG
Abrus precatorius (Indian licorice) is the source of this 1638-nucleotide messenger RNA. RefSeq lists its product as uncharacterized. Lineage: Eukaryota; Viridiplantae; Streptophyta; Magnoliopsida; Fabales; Fabaceae. The record is from RefSeq and is a predicted model, not a curated record. The transcript has 4 exons. The coding region runs from base 1 to 1638 and encodes 545 amino acids.